Molecule: messenger RNA, 1594 nt
Organism: Physeter macrocephalus (sperm whale)
Lineage: Eukaryota; Metazoa; Chordata; Mammalia; Artiodactyla; Physeteridae
Product: DNA polymerase delta subunit 2-like
Exons: 11
Coding region: 1-1398 (465 amino acids)
Biological process (GO): DNA replication; DNA strand elongation involved in DNA replication
Cellular component (GO): delta DNA polymerase complex
Molecular function (GO): DNA binding
Source: RefSeq, a predicted model, not a curated record
AUGAAUGGGGCCUUGGCUGGGCUUCCUUCACAACCUCAACUGAAACAUCCUGUGCUUCGAGAGGCCGCCUGGGCUAGCAGGGCCUUCUCCGCAUCUACUGCCUUCACUCCUGUCUGUUCGCAGCACCUGUCCCAGCGGCAGAUCCUGCCUUUCCUGCUCUUGCGUCUCCCUCUGCGCCGGAAGCUCACUCAUACCCCUUGUGCCGCAGGCAGUGGAGUCCUAAUUAAGAAGCUGUUUGAGCUGCAGCCUGGGGAGAAGUGCUGUGUGGUAGGGACCCUCUUCAAGGCCAUGCUGCUCCAGCCCUCCAUCCUGCGGGAGGUCAGCGAAGAGCACAACCUGCUCCCCCAGCCUCCUCGGAGCAAAUACAUCCACGCAGAUGAUGAACUGAUCUUGGAAGAUGAACUGCAGCGUAUCAAACUGGCGGGCACCAUCGACGUGGCAAAGCUGGUCACAGGGACGGUCCUGGCUGUGCUGGGCUCUGCAGGAGACGACGGGAAGUUCCUGGUGGAGGACCACUGCUUUGCAGGGCUUGCUCCUCAGAAGCCCGCACACCCCCUCGACACGGACAGGUUUGUGCUGCUGGUGUCCGGCCUGGGCCUGGGUGGAGGCGGGGGCGAGAGCCUGCUGGGCACCCAGCUGCUGGUGGACGUGGUGACGGGGCAGCUUGGGGAUGAAGGGGAGCAGUGCAGCGCCGCCCACGUCUCCCGGGUCAUCCUCGCCGGGAACCUCCUGAGCCACAACACCCAGAGCAGAGAUUCCAUCAAUAAGGCCAAGUACUUAACCAAGAAAACCCAGGCAGCCAGCGUGGAGGCUGUCAAGAUGCUGGACGAGAUCCUCCUGCAGCUGAGCGCAUCUGUGCCCGUGGACGUGAUGCCAGGCGAAUUUGACCCAACAAACUACAUGCUCCCCCAGCAGCCCCUGCACCCCUGCAUGUUCCCACUGGCCACUGCCUACUCCACGCUCCAGCUGGUCACCAACCCCUACCAGGCCACCAUCGACGGAGUCAGAUUCCUGGGGACGUCGGGACAGAACGUGAGUGACAUCUUCCGGUACAGCAGCAUGGAGGACCACUUGGAGAUCCUGGAGUGGACCCUGCAAGUCCGUCACAUCAGCCCUACAGCCCCUGACACCCUAGGUUGUUACCCUUUCUAUAAAACCGACCCGUUCAUCUUUCUGGAGUGCCCUCACGUCUACUUUUGUGGCAGCACCCUCAGCUUUGGCUCCAAAAUCAUCCGAGGCCCCGAGGACCAGACAGUGUUGCUGGUGGCUGUUCCGGACUUCAGUGCCACACAGACCGCCUGCCUUGUGAACCUGCGCAGCCUGGCAUGCCAGCCCAUCAGCUUCUCAGGCUUCGGGGCAGAGGAGGAGGACCUGGGAGGCCUGGAUCUGGGCCCCUGACUCACAAAGGCGGCCUUGUCCAGAGAGGCCCCGGCUAUUCCUUCCCUGUGGCGUCAGCACCAUGGCAGCUUUUGCUUUGUAAAUAAAGCCUGAGUGUUUCCUGGUGUUGAGCUGGGCAGACCCGGUGGCGGGCCGGGGCACUCCUGUGGAGGGAGCCUCCCUCCUCCUCCCCUCUUCCAGCUGGUCAGGAUGGCAA